Solanum tuberosum (potato) is the source of this 4064-nucleotide messenger RNA. Its product is annotated as putative disease resistance protein RGA4. The coding region runs from base 455 to 2734 and encodes 759 amino acids. The record is from RefSeq and is a predicted model, not a curated record. Gene Ontology annotation, molecular function: protein binding. Lineage: Eukaryota; Viridiplantae; Streptophyta; Magnoliopsida; Solanales; Solanaceae. The transcript is spliced from 6 exons.
GAUGGGGAAGUUCUGGAGGAAGUACUAACUGUGGAGAACAAGAUUGUUGAAAUGUGUCAAGGUCUACCGUUGGCAGCAAGUGUGUUGGGAGGCCUCUUAUGCAACAAGGAUAAACAUGACUGGCAGGAAAUUCUUGAUGGCAACCCCCUUGUUGCAGGGGAAGAUGAUCUUCGGGAAAAUAGCAUAAAGAAGAUCCUAAAACUAAGCUAUGAUUAUCUACCAUCUCCACAUCUGAAGAAAUGUUUUGGUUACUUUGCAAUGUUUCCAAAAGAUUUUAUGUUUGAAAAGGACCAACUAAUCCAACUCUGGAUGGCAGAAGGGUUUCUUUGUCCAAGUCAAGAGAUCCCUGUGAUGGAAGAUGUAGGGAACAAGUUUUUUCAACUUUUGUUGAAAUAUUCCUUGCUGCAAGAUGUUGAGCUAGAUGAGCACAACAAUAUAACGCACUGUAAGAUGCAUGAUCUUGGGCAUGAUUUGGCUGGAGAUACAUUUAAAAUCUAAACUAUUUGAUACGAAAAGUGUUGGAGGAGAAAAUAUUUCUCAAGUCCGAUACUUUGGAUGGGAAUCACCAAGUGACCAAAUAGAAAAGAUAUAUGAGCCAGGACGUUUGUGCACAUUGUUCUGGAAAAGCAAUAUAUCUGAUGAUAUGCUAUUGAGCUUUCAGUUCUUGAGAGUUUUAAAUUUGUCUGGAUCAGGCAUUCAGGAGUUGUCAGCCAAAAUCAGCAAGCUAAUAUACUUGAGAUAUCUUGAUCUCUCCAACACUGAGAUCGAAGACCUUCCCAACUCCAUUUGCAAGCUCUACAAUUUGCAAACAUUUAGAGUCAGUGGCUGUUCUUCACUGAGGAAGCUUCCAGAAGAAAUGGCAACUAUGAUAAGUUUGAGACACAUAUAUUGCAACUAUCAUUACCAAUCAGAAAUUCAUGAUCAGUUUCAGAUGCCACUUAAUAUGGGGCAAUUGACCAGUCUUCAGACGCUACAGUUUUUUUACAUAGGUUUAGAUAAAGGUCGUCGAAUAGAAGAAUUAGGUCGUUUGGAAAACCUUAGAGGUACAUUGACGAUUGACCGUCUCCAAUUAGUCGGAAAUAAAGAAGAGGCUCGAACAGCAUGUCUACAGGAGAAACCCAAUAUCUACAAGCUGGCAUAUUUAUGGUCCCAUGAUGAAUCAGAAGGCCAUGAGAUCAAUGAUGAGCAUGUGUUGGAUGGUCUUCAACCGCAUCCUAACUUGAAAACCUUAUCAGUAGUGGACUAUUUAGGGACUAAAUUUCCUUCAUGGUUCAGUGAAGAGUUGCUACCAAAUUUGGUCAAGUUGAAACUAAGUGGUUGCAAAAGGUGCAAAGAAAUUCCAUCCCUUGGCCAACUGAAAUUCCUUCGGCAUCUUGAGCUGGUAGGAUUCCAUGAGUUGGAAUGCAUUGGACCUGCUUUAUAUGGUGUUGAGAUUCGCGAUAUUGGAUCAAGCAGCAUUAUCCAAGUGUUCCCGUCAUUGAAAGAACUAGUAUUGAAGGAUAUGCGUAGUCUUAUUGAGUGGAAGGGAGAUGAAGUUGGAGUAAGAAUGUUUCCUAGGCUUGAGAAGUUGACGAUUUCAAGGUGUCGACUGUUAAAAAGUACUCCAAGUCAAUUUGAAAUCCUGCGUGAAUUAGCAAUUCAUAGUGUUGACAGUGAAAAGCCAUUGUUGAACUUGUGCAGCAACUUGACAUCUCUCGUAGAGCUUAGUGUCUAUUUUGUGAAGGAGCUCACUUGUCUUCCCCAUGAGAUGCUCCACAACAACGUUUCUCUUCAACACCUAUGUAUCUCAGACUGCGGAGAGUUUCGUGAAUUGCCACAAAGCUUGUACAAUCUCCAUUUUUUAAAGAGCUUAAUGAUUGACAGCUGCCCCAAUUUCAGUUCUUUUCCUGUUCCCAGUGGAGAGGAUUAUUUGACUUCCCUCCAAAGUCUUCAGUUAUGGAAUUGUGAUGAAUUGACCAGUUUACCAAGUGGAAUGCUAGAGCAUUGUCUGUCUCUAGAAUCUUUGAUGGUCAAGCACUGUAACAACUUAGUUUCCUUGCCUUUACAUGUGUGGGAAAUGCCUUCACUUUCAUAUUUGGGUUUAUUAGAAUGUACCAAAUUGACUAGCGUAGCCGCAGGAGGACUUCACCGUCUCACCGGGUUACGGAAAUUACAUAUUGGUCCUUUCUCAGAGAUGGUGGAUUUUGAGGCAUUCCAAUUGAUUUUUAAUGGCAUUCGGAAGCUGUUGUCCCUUCAUACAUUGGGGGUGUCGGGACACUUGCACUGGGAUUCUCUGCCCUAUCAGCUGAUGCAACUCUCUUCCCUAAUAGAGAUCCAUAUAUCUGAUUUUGGAAUCGAGGCUCUUCCUCAUAGAUUUGACAACCUUACUUCUCUUGAAACAUUAACGCUAAAGAGGUGCAAACGGCUGCGAUAUGUGGACUUCUCAGAUGCCAUGCCCAAAUUACAAUAUAUGAGGAUACAAGAUUGUCCAUUGUUAGAAGCUCUGUCGGAUGGGCUCGACCAUCUUGUUUCUUUGGAAGAGUUAAGUUUAUCUAACUGCAAAAAACUAGAGCAUCUUCCAUCCAGAGAUGUCAUGCGACGCCUCACCAAAUUAUGGAACCUGCAAAUUUAUGCCUGCCCAAAGUUAGAAGAAAGUUGUAGCAAUCUGAGUGGCCCAAACUCCCAGUGGUCCAACAUUUCCCAUAUUCCAAAUAUUGAAUUAGGCAGAAGGAUAAUUCAGGAUAGACGUUACUAGUUCCAAGGUCAUGCUAGAACGUCAAUGUGGUAAAUCAAGCCAAAUCCCAUGAGCGGCAGGCAACUACGUUAGGUUACUAGGUACAAGGUCAUGGUAAAUCGUCGUUGUGGUAUAUCAAGACAAAAUCCAUGGGCAGAAUCAUGUAAAGUAUUUUGGAACCACCACUUUUAUUUUGUAUAUAUGAAGAACAAAAUCUUCAGCUCUAGACUCAUUAUGGAACACUUUCAUGAGUAUUUGGAUACUGAACAACCUUUUUGGGCAACUGAAGUCUACAUAUGAAACAUAAAAAAAUUCAAAGUGUAUAGGGUGCUCAAUGAGAAGCUACACAGGUCUAUCCUCUGUCUUUGCAUGGCCGUGUGUGCAUCCUAAUUGCAUCAAUCAACUAUCCAUGAAAUCGUGUACCUGUUUGAAUGUAAGCUGUUUGGAAGAGACUACAUUAGUUUCAGUUAAUUUGGUGUUUCUUUCCAUAUAAUUCUUCUUUCCUUUUUCCUUUUGCCACAACUUCAGUCCAUAUAAUCCAGUGUUUUGCAUUGAUGAUACGGGUGGCAAAUUUAAUCCUUGAGAAGGACACAAAUGAUUUGACCAGUUUGAUGCGUAUCCAUCCAUUAGGCUGAAGGUUUCUCUACUUUGCUUAUUGAACCAAGAUUUCCAUGUAAGGAGGUUGCUGUUGUACAAAAACAAAUUGCAUGUGCCACCUCACUCUCGUGCUAGCCAAGUAUUAAACUUGGGUCGAAGUAUGCUCAAGAACUAUUGUAGCAGUAUCCGCUGCGAAGGACCUAGGACUUGAAUGGAUUGACCAGUUGGAGGGACAUCUGUCCAUUAGGUUGAAGGAUUCUCUAUUCUGCUUAUUGAACCAACCUUUCCAUGUCUAUUACAGUUUUAUCUUGCGUAAGAGGAGGUGGACCAUUACACGGAAAGCCACUAACGUAGGCUUUGAUGCAAGACAGAGUUCCUUUUGAACCGAAAUGUGACUUCUACUGAUAGUAGAAGCUUCUCCAGUUUUUGUUGGCCGUCUUCAACAGUAUUUCCUGUUUAAUUUUCAAGGGUCAGAUUGGAACAUUUCGCUUCAGUGAUGACUGUGGUUGCACGAAGCUUGAAAGUUCAAGGAUAAUUUCUCCGUUGAUAUUGGAAAGUGAAUUGGAAAUAUUAUUUCCCUGUAUGUGGAAGAUCCGAAAAGGAUUCAUGAAUGAUUAAGUUUGUUGCACAUGAAUCAUGAUAAUCAGUAGAGGCUUUUUGCGUAUGUUGAAUUAAUCAUUAAAGGUCACAGACAUGAAUAAGAUUUGCGAAAAUGCAGUCUAGGAAAUGAAGUUUUUACUCAUGUUAGAUUUAA